Dentiscutata heterogama is the source of this 771-nucleotide messenger RNA. NCBI's taxonomy places the organism in Eukaryota, Fungi, Glomeromycota, Glomeromycetes, Diversisporales, Gigasporaceae. The record is from the annotation of a GenBank genome assembly.
AUGUCUCCAAUUUUUGGUAAUUCUUCCUCAAAAUAUCUUUCGCCCAUUAUGGGAUUUUUUUCUAUGCCUCCGAAACAGACUCAAACGUCUGUUUCUUCCACAGGUGAUGUUGACGUUGACGUCCUUAUCAAAAGUGAAAGAAAAUGUAGAAGAAAUAUUUUGAUUGACGGAUUAGAGGUUGAAAUGUUCAUUCACCCACCAAUACACAUAUAUCAUCUGCUUACAAGUGAUCCAAAUGGAAUUCAUUUACGUUGUUACGCCUUUGGUCGCGUCAUUUAUGAUCCAAACAACUUAUUCCCACAAUUACAACGUAUAGCCAAAAUUCGUUGGGAAACGGGUCCGCCGGUAUUGGAGGCUAAGGAUUAUUGGAGACCACGAUAUGAAAUUGCAGAUUUAUUACGUGAUUUGGAAGAUUGUGAUUUUGUAAAUGAUGAAGCUACUGCUCAUUUUCUGUUGGUUAAAUUAGUUGAGAGAUUAGUAAGAAUACAAGAACGUUUAUGUCAACGUUGGCCUGAAAAAUUGAAACGUUGUUGUCAAAGCUGGGAAACAUGGGAUCCUGUUGGAGGGCGGCUUGCUAAACGUGCCUUAAAUUCGAGUGUCAAAUGGAGUGAACGAAUAAGAUGCUCAAAAGAAUUGGCAAAAUAUGUUUUAUCACCUAUCGGUGGUAUUAUGCCAAUAGAAUGGACGAUGGAUUGGGAAGAGAUACCUGAUGUGGAUUUGCCUUAUGAUCCAUUAAUACUACCUAAAAUAGAGGUGUUUAUAACUCAAUGA